AGCUAUCUGAGAGAGGGAGGGGGGGAGAGAGAGAGAGAGAGAGAGAGAGAGGAGCUGGUCUUGGGUUCAGAGCAGCAGUGUGCUGGGAGACCUCAGAGCGCGGAGGACGGAGGAUGAAAAGAUGGAGAGAAUGGAGGGAUGGAGGAGUGUAUGUGUGCUUUAGUGGUGAAGCGGGCUGCAGUGCGCGCUCAGGACGCAGGAGCUUGUCAUCAAGCCGCGACUUGUUGCAUCAAAGGACUGGUUUAUUGUGAACAGCUGCUAAUUGCCGCUAAUUACUCGUCGCUAAUCAGGCUGGAGGACUCGGCGUGACCUGGAGACAUUCAUUCACUCUCUCUCUCUUUCUCUCUCUCUCUCUUUCUUUUUCUUUAACUGGUCAUUGAAAUGUGACAGAUGGGUGUGAACUUAUUUAGGAACUGAUUUCUCUCUUAACGAGGAUUUAAUAUCUGAUGAUAUGAAGAAAAAACACUGACACCAAGGCUUGGACUGGAGUGUGUGUGUGUGUGUGAGAGAGAGAGAGAGAGAGAGAGAGAGAUGUCUCCGUCUUUGUAUGAUGGCAGUGAGGCUCUCUGGGAUCGACGGGCGAUCUUUGUUCUGCCCAUCCCAACAUGCCCUGCCUCCGAUGCUGACUCCGCCCCAUAUUCAGCACUUGACUCCUCCUUCAGUUGAUCAUGCAGGUCCUUCAGAUUGUGAAAGAGUUGGUGUCUCCGUCUCGACACCGUGCCGGCUCCAGGUUUGCAGCUUCUGACGGAGAGCAGGAUGCCGCUGUGAAGUUGGAUCAGGAACGGGCCGAAAUCGUAGCCAGAUAUGACAAGGGCGUGGAAGGUGGUUCGGUUGAGCCGUGGGAAGAGGCGAACUAUGACCUCUAUAAAGUGGUGGACCGCUUCGGCUUCCUGCAUGAGGAGGAACUUCCAGCCUCUAAUGCCAUGGAGGAAAAGCAAAAGCAUCUGGAACUGGAGAGGACAGAAAAAUGGUUGAAGAUGCUGAAAAGCUGGGACAAGUACAAGAACAGUGAGAAGCUGGUAAGGAGGAUCUAUAAAGGAAUCCCACUACAGCUUCGAGGACAGGUCUGGUGUCUCCUCCUUGACGUCCCUAAAAUCAAAGAGGAGAAGAAGGACUUCUACGAGAAGCUGAAGAUGAGAGCGAGAGGUUUGUCCCCUGAUAUUCGUCAAAUAGAUCUGGAUGUGAACCGCACAUACAGAGACCACAUCAUGUUUAUGCGUCGCUAUGACGUCAAACAGCAGGACCUGUUCCACGUCCUCACGGCCUACUCUAUGUACAACAGGGAGGUGGGAUAUUGUCAAGGUAUGAGCCAGAUCACUGCUCUCCUCCUGAUUUAUAUGACUGAAGAGGACGCGUUCUGGGCUCUGGUCGGACUGCUGUCUGGACAGAAACAUGCGAUGCACGGAUUUUUCGUGCCAGGUUUUCCAAAGCUGCUGCGCUUCCAAGAGCAUCAUGACCGCAUCUUGAAGAAGAUGAUCCCCAAGCUUAAACAACAUCUAGACAGUCAGGAGGUUUUCACCAGUCUCUAUACCAUGAAGUGGUUCUUUCAGUGCUUUCUGGAUCGUACCCCUUUCACAUUAACCCUCAGGAUAUGGGACAUCUACAUACUCGAGGGAGAGAAAGUUCUGCCUGCGAUGUCCUACACCAUCCUCAAGCUCCACAAAAAGACCCUGAUGAAGCACUCCAUGGAGGACCUGGUGGAGUUCCUCCAAGUUGCUCUCUCGAAGGAUUUCCUCUUCACUGAUGAUUAUGUCAUCGAGCAGCUCCAUAUGUCGAUGUCUGAACUCAGACGCCACAAACUAGAGCUUCCUCCUCCAGGUAAAGACGAGGAGUUUCCUACAAAGCCACUCGGCCAGCUUCCACCAGAGCCUGAGCGAUUGGCACCAGAGAAAGCCAAUCACAUCGCUAAUGGGCGUAUGGAGGCUCUGCCCUCUCCAAGCACAGCCACGGAAAUAACCGUUUCAGCAAACGGAGAGAAAAAAGACUCGGUGACUAAAACACCACAAAAGGCAGAGAAAAAGGAUGGGACCAAAGAAGCCACGCCCACUGAGAGCGGAAAACCACAAGGGUCAUUGAGUCAGAACUUGAACUUGGGUCCCAGUGGGCGGAGAGACAUCGGGCCACGGUGGGUAAAACCAUCCGAGGGCAGACUGGCGGCCAUGAUGGAGGGGCACAUGAUCCUCAGUGGUACGGUGCCGUCUUCUCCUGCCAUGUCAGUGGCCAACGAACAGCGCCGUCAUCAUCGUCCUCGCUCGCGAGGUUUCGUGCCCGGCUCCAACCGUGGCUCUAACGCAUCACAGUAUGACAAUGUCCCAGUGACCGAUGGAGAUGUUGUAGACGUUAUGGGUUUUACGCAAGUUUCGGAACCUUCUCAUCAGCACGUCGCACCGUCUGUUAGACACGGCAGCCCUACAAGGCCCCCUAGUGGUGGUAUCGCUGCUCCAACUUUCCGAAUUCCUAAAAAUCCACCCGUACACUUGAUGUCUGACCCUCGCCAACCUUCACACCACACACCAGGCGUGAUGCCUGUUUAUUCCCAAUAUCCACCCAAAAUGCAGCCGGAAAACCGAGCGUAUGGAAUGGCAUAUGACGAGAGGGCAUACGGUACUCCAACACGCUCCACACCCCCAAAUCGCUCACCAGAAAGAGUGCUGAUGAAUAACAGCUACACCACAUACCGGCGCCAGCCAAGCAAUCCCGAUUUUGUAGGCCAGAUGGACAACCUUGUUGAAAGCGGGCAUUUCCUGAGGCAGCCUACUCGUCACGUAGAUCAGCGAUAUGAGAGGCAGUGGCAAGACCAGGGCUGGCACGGUGAGACGGAUGUGGACGUGGCGUUCCUGCACACUCCGGGUAGGUUACCCCGGUCAUCCAGCUUUCAGAAAGCCCAGCUCUCACCUGUACACCUCGGGCAGGAGUUCAGCUUCCCACCAGUGCCCGUCUCAGACAGCGUGAUGCACUACAGAGCCGCGACUGGCAGGACACAGAUGCCUACGGUGUUCGGAGGAGUUCAUUACCGACAAGAGGCCUUCGCCAUGCAGGAGUCGAUGCUGCUCUGAGAGAAAGAGAGGGAGGAUGUGAGAUGGGGACUGAAGUCAAGACAUGGACCAAAAGAGCGAGAGACUGUGGUUAGAGUGAGUGAGGGAGAUAAAGAUACGUCAGAGUGUGAGAGAAAUAUGAAGUGAAAAAGUGAGUGUUGGAGAGAAUAAUGAUGGAUAGAAAGUAGAAUUGCUGGUCAUCUAGAGUGUGUGUGUGUGUGUGUGUGUGAGAGGGAUCUCUUUGGUUUGUUUAGUGUGUUUCCUCGUCAUGACUCACUCUGCCCUCCGAACCGACACGGCAGGUCCCACCAGCUCCAGAUCUUUAUACCGAUCAACCGUAUGACUGGCUGACUGUUUAAAGAUUUUGUUUGUUUGUUUUCUCAACUUAAAUAGUUUAAUCCUUCACAGCAACACUUUUUAAUUUCCAAAUUUUUACAUUUAAAAUUGUACAGAAAGUUUUUUUUUUCCCAUGUAUUUAACCAUGCUUGUUAAUAGCAUGAAUUGGAGAGAAAAUAAUUUUUUUUUCCAAUAUCAUUUUUAAUAAUUUAGUUUUUCACAAGCAUAACAAUUUUAUAUGUAUAUACUGCAUACAUAUUUUUGAGCUCAGUUUAUUAUAUUGGGGUUGUAAAUAUUUUUUUAAAAAUGAGCUAAGAUUAGAAAAAAAAUCCCAAAUUAUAUCUUUUUUUUUUUUUUGCAUGAACCACAUUUUUUUCCUCAGUAUGGAGAUUUCUCUCUCUCUCUCUCUCUCUCUCUCUCUCUCUCAAGGGUUUAUGCAGUGAAAGAAACCUGUAUGUGAUUACUGUGCAAGUCUAUAGAGAGUUUGAUCACCGGGUGGAUCCUGAAUUCUGCCGUCAUCCUUCUGCCACACAGUAAAACCCUGUAAUGAGUCACGAGCAUCAGCGCAAACCGAACAUCCAACUUAUCACAUUCUGCAGGAGUCUUUCUAUCGCGAGAUCAGAUCAGGAUUAGAAAAGAAGAAAUGUCUGUACACUGAUCUAAUCAUGGCACACGCUCAGGGUAGGGAAGGUUUUGUAACAAAAGCUGCUUUUUUUUUUAUUAAGAGAACAGCAUCAAAAUACUGUCAUCAGCUACACAAAAAGCAGUCUCUCUCUCUCUCUUUCAUAUAUAUUAUGGCAUGCCGUUCAGGAAAUUAAUCUUUGAAUAUAUUGAAUGAAUCCCCAAAUGUAUUGAAUGAAACAUUGAAUAUAUUGAAUGAAUCCCCAAAUUUAUUGAAUGAAACUCUGAAUAUAUGGAAUGAAUCCCCGAAUAUAUUGAAUGAAACUGAAUAUAUUGAAUGAAUCCCCGAAUAUAUUGAAUGAAACUUUGAAUAUAUGGAAUGAAUCUCUGAAUAUAUGGAAUGAAUCCCUGAAUAUAUGGAAUGAAUCCCCGAAUAUAUUGAAUGAAACUGAAUAUAUGGAAUGAAUCCCCGAAUAUAUUGAAUGAAACUGAAUAUAUUGAAUGAAUCCCCGAAUAUAUUGAAUGAAACUGAAUAUAUUGAAUGAAUCCCUGAAUAUAUUGAAUGAAACUGAAUAUAUUGAAUGAAUCCCCGAAUAUAUUGAAUGAAACUUUGAAUAUAUUGAAUGAAACUCUGAAUAUAUGGAAUGAAUCCCCGAAUAUAUUGAAUGAAACUGAAUAUAUUGAAUGAAUCCCCGAAUAUAUUGAAUGAAACUUUGAAUAUAUGGAAUGAAACUCUGAAUAUAUGGAAUGAAACUUUGAAUAUAUUGAAUGAAUCCCCGAAUAUAUUGAAUGAAACUUUGAAUAUAUGGAAUGAAACUCUGAAUAUAUGGAAUGAAACUCUGAAUAUAUGGAAUGAAUCCCCGAAUAUAUUGAAUGAAACUCUGAAUAUAUGGAAUGAAACUUGGCUGACGUCAUGAAGGCACUGCUGCCGUCCUGCAGCAAAAAUGAGUCAGCCGGCUCGGGAUUUGGUUGCGGCUAUUUUAAACAAUGAAGACAUUGUUAACACUCUGGCGAAUGCUUGUGGUUUUAUUAGUGUUUACUUCUUUUAUGUGCAACGAAGCUACGGUGACAAAGUCAUUUCCCUUGUGGAUCAUAUUUGUAUAACAGUGUUUUCUGUAUAUAAAACUAAUUUGUAAAUUUUGUUUGUCGAGUUUUACAGCGUUUCUCAAUAUACUCUAAUACUCUCCUCUGAGUCAGAGUUUUUCUUGGGACCUGUUGUCUGUCUGCCGAGCUGUGGGAGCGGGGGCAAAAUACAAAGUUUCAUUCCAUAUAUUCAAAGUUUCAUUCCAUAUAUUCAGGGAUUCAUUCAAUAUAUUCGGGGAUUCAUUCAAUAUAUUCAAAGUUUCAUUCCAUAUA
This is a messenger RNA of Neoarius graeffei (lesser salmon catfish), 5348 nucleotides long. It is a transcript of the gene usp6nl, whose product is annotated as USP6 N-terminal like. The record is from RefSeq and is a predicted model, not a curated record. The transcript is spliced from 14 exons. Lineage: Eukaryota; Metazoa; Chordata; Actinopteri; Siluriformes; Ariidae. The coding region runs from base 669 to 3056 and encodes 795 amino acids.